This is a messenger RNA of Nothoprocta perdicaria, 1455 nucleotides long. It is a transcript of the gene ANHX, whose product is annotated as anomalous homeobox. The transcript has 9 exons. Gene Ontology annotation, molecular function: RNA polymerase II cis-regulatory region sequence-specific DNA binding; DNA-binding transcription factor activity, RNA polymerase II-specific. Gene Ontology annotation, biological process: regulation of transcription by RNA polymerase II. Gene Ontology annotation, cellular component: transcription regulator complex; nucleus. NCBI's taxonomy places the organism in Eukaryota, Metazoa, Chordata, Aves, Tinamiformes, Tinamidae. The coding region runs from base 1 to 1455 and encodes 484 amino acids. The record is from RefSeq and is a predicted model, not a curated record.
AUGAAGCGGUUCAUGGCCAUGCUGCACAGGCACAAAGCCAAGGAGGCGCCGCCAGGCCAGGCGCUGGAGCUGGCGGGGCAGCUCUGCCGGCGCUUCCAGAGCCCCUCUCCUGCCCUGGAGCAGCUGGUCGGGGCCAUCAUGGCCUGCAAGCAUGCGGCGCAUUUUCUCAGCAACGUGCACGUGGUCCGAGCGUGCGUGUGGGCUCACGUCCGCAGAGGAGAGCACACGGCGGCCCGCCGGCUGCUCGAGUGUUGCCAGGCAGAAGAAAAGGAGGAGCUGCUGCAGCUCUGGUAUGAGAUUCACUACCAGCAGGUUAUGGAGAAGCAGCACACGGCCUUUCUGACCCCUCUGCAGAGGUUCCGCUGCAGGAAGAGGAAUCCUCCGCCUGUUUCCCUUUGUCCUGAGGGUUUGAAGAACCGAAACUACCCAGACAAAGUGCGCCAGCAACUGCACAGGUUUGCAGCGGAGGUGACGCCAAACCCGAACAAGGAGCAGCGGGAGGAACUGGCUCAGGUCAUGAAUCUGCAGCCAACUCAGGUCUAUAACUGGUUUGCAAAUUAUCGACGUCGUCAAAAAUCCCGGCUUGCCUGCGUGGGAAAGCUGUCCAGCUCACGCCCCAAGGAGGCUCUGACUCACCCUGGUGCAAAGGAGCAGCAGAGCAGAUGGCCCUGCACUCCACAAACAGCAGAUGGAUCUUACGUGGGCCUCCGAUCCGAGCAGAUGGGGAUGACCCUUCUGCCCAGCGAGCCGGGGUGGGAGCACUCGGCGGCAGACCUGGAUAAGUCCCACGAAGGAGCAUAUUUAAAGAUGCUGCAGUCCAGCUUCACGCAGACGGGCGCGCUGUGCGAAGCGAGGACCAGCGAGGCUCUGCCGACCGCUCGCUGCACUGAACCACCUGGAACAUUUUGCUCCGAGGCUGUGCUGGAACCAGGAACCUGCUUCGGCCCAGCUGCCCUGCAGAGCAGGGGGCCACCAAGCAGGGGCGAUGCCAGCUCCAGGCCCCACAGCUUUGUCCUGUGCUCGUACGGAUCUCCCGCCUUCCCAGGGGAAGAGCUGGCCGCGUGGUCGGUGCCUCCCAGGGCCAGAGGAGCCUCUGGCUCCAUGUGGACCCCGAGCACAGAAGCAGGUUUCAGAGCUGCCUUGAGCAGGGUCCCUCAAGGUGGCUCAAUUGAGGCCAGUUCAGGAAGCAUCAUUGCGCAGUCAGACUUAGAGGAUGAAAGCUUCAUCCUUAGAGAAGAACAGCUAGGGACUCUGGAGGCUCUCCUUCCCCACAGUUCCAGUCAGGCUGUGUUCAGCAAACCUCAGUGCCCCCUUGUUUCUGCACCGUACGUGGAAGAAAGCCAAGCCCUGGGACACAGCCAGGUGCCUGAGGAUCCAGCUGGUGACCCAUCGGCCAGCGACACGUACCAGGCGGCCUGGCUGCUCUUCGAGUUCUCCUCUGGGGGACGAAUGUGA